Molecule: messenger RNA, 696 nt
Organism: Punctularia strigosozonata HHB-11173 SS5
Lineage: Eukaryota; Fungi; Basidiomycota; Agaricomycetes; Corticiales; Punctulariaceae
Gene: HTP3
Product: Cloroperoxidase
Exons: 3
Coding region: 1-696 (231 amino acids)
Molecular function (GO): peroxidase activity
Source: RefSeq, a predicted model, not a curated record
AUGGACGCCUUUUCUUGGACGCCUCCCGGACCCACGGAUUCGCGAUCGCCGUGCCCUGCUCUUAACACGCUCUCCAACUACCAUAUCUUACCGCACAAUGGGAAGAAUAUCUCCCUAGGCCAGCUCGUUUCUGGACUUCGGGUCGCCUACAACCUGUCUACGCCCCUCUGCUACAUCCUAGCCCUGACCGGUCUCAUCGCUUGCGGCACCUUCCGCUUCGUCGGGCUCGCACCCUCCUGGACUCUCGACCUCGAGAACCUCGCGCUGCACAACCGCAUCGAACACGACGCCUCCAUCGUUCACGCGGACGCGGCCCCCCACGCCAAAUACGCGCCGCGUCAGGUCGACCCGACGUUAUACCACGAGUUUGUCGCCUCUUGUCCGCCGGGUGGGAUGACGAAGGAGGACUUCGUUCGGGCUCGCGUCCGUCGCGAGCUCACGCUCAGCAAGCCUCUGAAUCUCUUCAGAUCUAUCUUAGCGGCGUCGGAGGCCGUCUCGGCCUUCGACCGUGUCCGAGAUCCCCAAACGGGGACUUUCACGAAGGAGGGGCUAGAGGCAUGGUUUGGGGAGAACCGUUUUCCCGCUCAUUGGCACGUCCCGGAUGAGGUGCAGACGGUCCGCUCUAUUGCCUCUGAGACGACGCAGUUCCGCAAGGAGGUCGAGGAGGGGCGGAAAGCCGCGCAGGCAUCCAUAUGA